Bicyclus anynana (squinting bush brown) is the source of this 1684-nucleotide messenger RNA. Its product is annotated as maltase 2-like. The record is from RefSeq and is a predicted model, not a curated record. The coding region runs from base 23 to 1651 and encodes 542 amino acids. The transcript is spliced from 7 exons. NCBI's taxonomy places the organism in Eukaryota, Metazoa, Arthropoda, Insecta, Lepidoptera, Nymphalidae. Gene Ontology annotation, biological process: carbohydrate metabolic process.
CCGCCCAGCACAAAGUGUCAGCAUGCUGCUGGUGGCGGUCGUGUCGCUGCUGCUGCACAGCUUGCUGGCCGAGCAGCCUCCGUGGUGGCGCGGCGCCGUCUACUACAGGGUACUCGUCGACUCCUUCAAGGACUCCGAUGGAGAUGGCCUGGGAGAUUUGCAAGGCACGAUAAAGCAGCUGAGCUACGUGCGCGCACUGGGCGCCGAUGCAGUGAUUCUGUCACCAAUAGUCAGCAAGAGCACAGACUGCAGCACUCCCGGCACUCUCGACUUCACAGACGUUGAUGCAAGAUAUGGAGACAUUGAUAAGUUCAACGUACUGGUGGAGAAGAGCAAGAAACUUGAACUCAAGCUCCUCAUAACACUCCCCCUACAGACUAUCAGCUCAAGCUCUGAACUGUUCAACUCCAGUGCUGACCGCAGGCCUGGCUACGAGGAUAUACUUGUAUGGAGAAAUGGGAAAGAAGAUGAAGUGCCAGAAGAUUUCCAAGGCGUAGACAAAUGGACAUGGCACGAAAAAAGGGCUGCAUAUUACGGGAGCAGCAAGGACGAGGCGCUGGUGAACCUUUGCUCCGACGCCGUGGGGUCCAUGUUCGCUGACGUGCAGUGCGCUUGGUUGAAGCGAGGAGUUGCCGGCGUGGUGUUGAGCCCUGACUACUUUGUGGACUACGACUGUAGCCUGCGGUUGGUGAAGAAGAUGGUCACAGCUGGUAUGGGAUGUGCUCGCAAUGAAAAUAUGGAUCCGCCGAUAAUACUAGUUGAGACCUCGCUGGGGCCGGAAAUCGGCGCUAAAUACUACGGGGAAGGUAGUUCAGGAGCCAACAGCGUGAUAAGUUAUGGGCUGGCGGCGCCGCAGAGGCGAUCGGCGGCAACUUUAGCGCUGCACUUGCACGCUGCCAUGUUGUACGCGCCGCAAGAUACCGUGCCCACUUGGCUCACUAGUGUAUCAAACGAAAGCCGCAUAGCGACACGUUACGGCAACGACAUGGUGGACGCAAUACUGCUGCUAGCCCUAACACUACCUGGAGCAGUUAUAGUUCAACAGGGAGACGAAUUAGGUGCAGCGGACACUAUCUUAGAGUGGGCAGAAACGACCGAGUGCUGGCCAACAAAAGCCGCUGCAUCAGCUGCACCAUUUCCAUGGGAUGACAGUCCAACUGCUAGUUUCACAUCCGGGAAGCCUUGGUUGCCAUUGGCCACAAAUUACAGAUACGCCAAUGCUAAGACAGAGUUUGCUAACGAUUUGAGCCAUAUUGGUGUCAUGAGAACUGCGGCUGCUAUGAGGAAGUCUCCAGCUAUAGGACCUCACAUUGAGAUAAAUCGUUUUGGUGAAACGCUUACUGUACUGAGAUGGGGAGGUGCUGGAUCCCUUUUAGUUGUUGCCAAUUUGGGUUUGGGACAAUCUGAAGUGCAACUUUCGAAAAUUCCUGGACUACCCCCGGAGAUGACAGUAGCUGCUGCUUCUGGAGGAUCCAGUCUAUCAUCUGGUUCUCAUAUAAAUAUGGAAAAGCUUCUGAAAUUGUCAUCUGGUGAAGCAGCCCUGUUAGCUGGACCUCCAAGACACUGUGGCGGACCAGGACCCGUGGACAAAAUUACUAACAAACUGUCCGAAGGGUGGCAAAAGCUAAAUAAGUAUUUUAGCAACUUGUAAAAUUUAUCGUAAAGUACAUUAAAGGUCACAUGA